AUGCAUCUUCUAACCUUGACUUCAGCGUCCCAGCGACCACCGGCUGCAGCCCCAUCACAGACGCCGCCUGGCACCAGCCCAGCUUACCCUCCUCCGUCAACCUCCGCCCAACCCGCGCCUAGCUACCAGCCUGCUCCUGGGGCCCCUAGUUAUGGGGCCCCAGGCUAUGGCGGGUUGCCUGCGCCUGCGUCAAGUGGAAACGUCGACUUGAGCGCCAUUCGCCCAGUUAACUCCGGAACUGUCAGCAUUGCUGAUGCGAUUGCUCAAGCCAAGGCAUACGCCGCUGAGAAGGGCGUUGCCUCGUAUGACCGCCCUCUUGUCUAUGCCCCCGACUCGAGGGGCCCCGACCGAUCCUACAAACGAUCCAGAUCACGAUCACCAGCCCGAGACGAGUUUCGCGAUGGAGUGAACCCUUAUAGAGACGAGCGCCGUGCCGACCGCGGAGCGCCUGGACGGAAUUAUGACCGUGAUCGAUCCUUCUCUCCUGGCCCACGUGGCCGUGCCUUCUCUCCCCGUGGAGGAAAUGGACGAGAGAGGUCUCCUCUCAGGGGAGGAGGAGGCGACGACAACUCGGAAACCAUUCAGAUCGAAUCUAGUCUUGUUGGCCUUAUUAUUGGUCGACAAGGAGAAAACCUUCGCCGUAUCGAAGCUGAGUCGAACUGCCGUGUUCAGUUCUUGGCUGCGACUGAUGGUGGUCCCUUCCGUCAAUGCAAAAUCACUGGCCCUCGACAUCGCCGAGCUGAAGUGAAGGAAGCCAUUAACCGCAUCAUCGAGGAUAGCGGAAUGGGCGCUUUGAAUCGCACCAACGAAAAGCCCCGGGAUCCCAACAAGGGUGGCGCGACCGCUCUCCGCGAGGGCGAGGACCACAUGCAAAUCAUGGUGCCCGAUCGCACAGUCGGUUUGAUCAUUGGUCGUGGCGGCGAGACCAUUCGGGACCUCCAGGAACGGUCAGGAUGCCACAUCAACAUUGUCGGCGAAUCUAAGAGCGUGAACGGACUCCGACCUGUUAACCUCAUUGGCACUCGUGAAGCAGCCGCUCGAGCCAAGGACUUUAUCAUGGAAAUUGUCGACAGCGACAGCCGAGGCGACGCACCGCCCGCCAUCAAGAAGAUGGGAGGUGGCGGAGGAGCAGGACCUCCAGGUGGAGGUGCAGUUGGAGGAAUGGGAGGCCCUGGUGGUCGCAAUGACGGCCCUCCCCGUGAUAUGGGGGGGGCUGGUGGCCCGGACAAGAUCAACGACGCCGUCUAUGUUCCCUCUGACGCCGUAGGUAUGAUUAUUGGCAAGGGCGGCGAGACAAUCCGUGAAAUGCAGAAUGUCACUGGAUGUAAGAUCAAUGUUGCGCAGUCGUCCGGUCCUGGCGAAGUGCAGCGGGAGAUUGCCUUGAUUGGUUCGCGCGAUAGUAUCGCUCGGGCUAAGUUGGCUAUUGACGAGAAGGUCGAAGCAGUACGCCAGAAGGGUAGCGGCGGUGGCCGUGGAGGUGGUGGUGGACGUGGCCAUCAUGAUUCUGAUCGAAACAACUUUUCCCAGCCGGGACCCAGUGCUGCUACUAACCAAGCUCCUCCAGCUGCUGCAACAGAUGGGCAGGACCCAUAUGCUCAAUAUGGUGGCUACCAGAACUACGUUGCCCUUUGGUACCAGUCUCUGAUGUACCAGCAACAACAGGGCGGAGAUGCUCCUCCUGCCGGAGCCCCGGCACCUGGAGCACCGUGA
Ilyonectria robusta is the source of this 1710-nucleotide messenger RNA. RefSeq lists its product as uncharacterized. Gene Ontology annotation, biological process: regulation of gene expression. Lineage: Eukaryota; Fungi; Ascomycota; Sordariomycetes; Hypocreales; Nectriaceae. The coding region runs from base 1 to 1710 and encodes 569 amino acids. The record is from RefSeq and is a predicted model, not a curated record. The transcript is spliced from 3 exons. Gene Ontology annotation, molecular function: mRNA binding. Gene Ontology annotation, cellular component: cytoplasm; nucleus.